AUGCUCGAUUCUCCUCGAAUGCCUUCACCUUCCAUUGGAGAAUACAGUGAAAAAGGUCUGCUGUCGAAUGGAAAGAGGAGAUCAGGUCUGAAAGCGAGGGCAACUCAGUUACUGGCUUUGAGAUUUGGUUGGGUAGUAUUGGUCAUUUGGUUCGAGGUUGGAGAUUUCUUUCACUCACUAUCAACAUGUCGAUUUCCCGAUUCCAUACUUCGUCGAUCAUAUCAACAAUUAUCAGAAGCCCCUACCCACGUCGUACUGCUAGCCGAUCCACAUGUGCCCCAUCCAGUGUUAUCGUAUGCCGAAGGAAGUAGACCAUGGGUGAAUUGGUUCAAACAGCAGAUGGACGAGUUGUUUAUGAGAAAAAGUUGGAAUGUUGUGACUAGAUUAGGAAGGAUAGAUGCUGUUAUCGUCGUUGGAGAUAUGUUGGAUUGUGGUAGAGGUGUAAUGAGUGACGAUGAAUACGAGAAUUACCAUAAUCUCUUCCGAUCAAUAUUUCAACUUCCCCCAUCAGUUCCAAUGCAUUUCGUACCGGGGAACCAUGACAUCCCUCUAGGUCCAAAUCGACUAUUCUCACCACACUCCAGGGACAGAUACGCAAAUCAUUUUUCGUCGCCGAACGCAAUUUUACCAAUAGCAAAUCAUAGUCUGAUCAUGUUGGAUGCUGUGGGGCUGGUUGAGGAGGACUAUAGGAGAUAUGCCGCGGAGAUGCAAUUUGGUGAAUGGGACGGGGUUGAAGGUGGUGUUAUCGAAUUCGUCAAGGAUCUAGGUGAUAACCCGCCGCCAGCUCCUCGAAUAUUGAUAUCACAUAUACCUCUCGCCCGGCCCGAAGCUUCUACAUGUGGUCCACUUAGAGAAAGGGGGAGAAUACUGAAAGGUGCUGGACCAGGAUAUCAAAAUCUAUUAGGAAGUGAAACGUCUCAGUUCCUGCUGGAUGCUCUACAACCCAGUAUAGUAUUUAGUGGAGAUGAUCACGAUUACUGUGAACAUCGACAUCCACAAGGAGUGAGGGAGGUCACUAUAAAAUCGUUUUCUUCGUCGACUGGUAUAAGAAGACCUGGGUUUCAAUUGUUAUCCCUUAUACCUCCACAACCACAUUCAUACGCUGGUUCAGUCACGCAUGCCGAUCGACCUUGUCUCUUGCCCGAUCAGUUAGGCGUAUACUAUCGAGUCUAUACUCCUCUGGCGAUUCUUACGAUACUUUACUUGCUCGGAACAAAUAUACGAGCAGCGUGGCAAAGAUGGUCAUCUACCAGUAAAGGUGGGAUAUAUGGCGAUUUGAGAAGUAGAUUGUCGCCUGCGAUGAUAUCUUCAGAAACGAUGCCUUCUAAUCCUACACUUUCUGCAAGACGAGGAAUGACUGAUAGACAUGUCCCGUUGACUCUACCAAGUAGAAAAUCAUCGCAACAUUUACCUGGAACUGGAAGUACGUCAGCCACACCUGGAUUGGGACCGAGACCAUUGAGAUUCACGUCAAACCCUUCAUCCGAGCAAUUAGCUUCAAGAGUUCCAUCUGCUUCCGCACCUGUAUCACCUUUCGCUUCGCCAAGAAUGUCGUUCGUAGACGAACGUCCGACAUUAUCUGGAUUCUCUUCUGGUUUAGGUAGAAUGGAUGAAGAUGUAGAAGUCGAUCAUGGUCAUGGUCGUAAUCAUGAUUUACCUUUCGAUCCAUCAUCACCAACACCAAGUGUAUCAAGAAGAUCGAGUUAUAUAUACAUGAAUGAUCGAUCUUCAAGCAAUUACGGAAAUGAUCAAAACACACCAGGAGAACCAACGAAUUCUAACGCAUCCUAUUUUUUACCAUUGCCUUCAAAUGGUCAGACAGCUGGAUUGGGUUUCACUACACCUCAAGGAUCGAAUUUCCCUUUAGGUCUAGGUAUAGGUAAUUCCAACAAUCAACAAACUUUAAGAAGAGUUUCGUCUUCGAAUUUCUCAUUGGCAUCAGCAAUCCCAAACUCGAAUGGAUCCUCCAAUUUCAAUUCCAUUCAACCUCCAGCUCCCAUAAGAAGAGUGACGAUGCCAAGAUUGUUAUCUACCUCAGACUGGUCAUCGGCAGCGUCUAAAAAAGAAAAAUCAUUAUUCGAUUAUGCAAUCUCAUCAUCUUCGAGAGGAGGCAGCAACAAAAGUAGUUUGAUCCAAUUAGUGGAGACAGGUAAAAAAUUUGCGAUCUGGUUGUGGAGAAGUAGGAAUGGUGUAGUAGGUAAAUCUUGGAGAGAAGUUUUGGCUAUUGCUUGGCCAGCUGGUUUGGUUUGGUUACUAGUUAACGCUUUAUUCUUUUUGGAAUAA
This is a messenger RNA of Kwoniella shivajii, 2283 nucleotides long. RefSeq lists its product as uncharacterized. Lineage: Eukaryota; Fungi; Basidiomycota; Tremellomycetes; Tremellales; Cryptococcaceae. The transcript has 5 exons. Bases 1 to 2283 code for a protein of 760 amino acids. The record is from RefSeq and is a predicted model, not a curated record. Gene Ontology annotation, molecular function: hydrolase activity. Gene Ontology annotation, cellular component: endoplasmic reticulum. Gene Ontology annotation, biological process: GPI anchor biosynthetic process.